Molecule: messenger RNA, 6516 nt
Organism: Ixodes scapularis (black-legged tick)
Lineage: Eukaryota; Metazoa; Arthropoda; Arachnida; Ixodida; Ixodidae
Product: low-density lipoprotein receptor-related protein 12
Exons: 10
Coding region: 217-1884 (555 amino acids)
Cellular component (GO): plasma membrane
Molecular function (GO): protein binding
Source: RefSeq, a predicted model, not a curated record
AUAGGAAAAGGAAAAAAACGUCAAGGUAAAGAACGUUGCUGUCGAGAGUAUAGGUGUUGAUGGUCUGAGAUGGUAGUUUGACGGUGUUGAGCUUUGACACUUAAUAUAUAUUUCUUCUCGUACUCGUUAGUUAUGCUGAUAUAGCCAAGUUUCGUUAAAAUGACCCGACGUUGCCAAAUUGAUCUUUAGAAGGUGUUAGCGGACGUUGUUUCAGACAUGGCCCAACUUUUUACGGCUGUGCUACUUGCAGCGGUUAUUCAUCAUGAGUGCACAUCCAUACGAGCGUUUUUUCAACCAAAAUCUGAAUUGGCGCCCUGCCAGCAGCAGAGACGGGUCGGCCCCAGCGGCAAGAUAACCAGCCCGGGAUACCCCCUUUUCUAUUCAAACCACACUUCGUGCAGCUGGGACAUCAUUGGUCGUGUAGGGCAGGUCAUUACCAUCAGCUUCGACGAUUUGAAUCUGGGCGGUCCAGCAGACUGCGAGACCACGGCAUGCUGUGGUGGAACGUGGAUAAAGCUUGGUCCGACUCCAACCGGUGGGGAGAAGGUGUACUGUGGAAAGACUGUGCCCGAACCUUUUCUGUCUACAACUAGCGAAGUGUGGAUCAAGUUCCAUACCUCGCCACUCCAGGUUCCUAGGGGCCGUGGAUUCCAGCUGUCCUACACAGUUGGUGGGUUCACCCAGCAGUCAUGCAGGCCAGAUGAGUUUCAGUGCCUCAAUGGAAAGUGUGUUCUGCUGCAUUGGGCCUGCAAUGGCCACAUGGAGUGUGAGGACAACUCUGAUGAGCUUUACUGUGAUUGUCCUGAGGGGUGGCUGCGUUGUGCGACUGGAACAGGCUGUUACAGCCGAUCUGGGCGCUGCAAUGGCCAGGCUGAUUGCCCGGACUUCAGCGAUGAGCUCGACUGUACUUUUUGCGGUCCCAACCGAACGCUGUGCAGCCCGACGUCCACCACCUGCUACGACCCUCUCAACGAGCGCUGUGACAACAUCUUCCACUGUGAGAAUGGAGAGGAUGAACAGGGCUGCAUGUCUGGCUGCGAGCGGAAGAUCAUGUGUGCCUCGGGGGUUGGCUGCUACCGCGCACCAGACCGCUGCGACGGUGUCCCCCACUGCGUCGACCACUCGGAUGAAAUUGGCUGUGGACCCGACAAGUGCCGCUCGGAACGGGGUGCCUACCUGUGUGGAGAUGGAAGGUGCGUUCCGGAGGACUCUGUCUGUGACCGGGUCUCCGACUGUCCCGAUGGCAGCGACGAGUAUGGAUGCCUCCACAACAGCAUGAUAACGGCGGCCAUCAUUGGCUCGCUGUUUUUUGGCCUUCUGGUGGUGGUUGCAGUGAGCUGCUCUUGUCGUUUAUAUGCGCUACGACUGGCAGCGCAGCGACAGGAGGCAGCAGGAGUGCUUUCAGAUUCUCCGCCACACUUUGCGGAUGGUGCUGCAGCCGACUUUUGGUUCAGAGAACCGCCACCGCCUUAUGCUGUUGCCGUCGGAGAACACAGGUAUCCUCUGCCGCCAGAGAGCGUCAUAGUGUACGGUGGAGGAGCCCAGACGGACAUCACGGGCAUGUGCGGCAUAACGAGGAGCUCGCAGCGCCGUCCAAGGCGGGUGCGACGUCACCGCAGACGACCCCCGUCGCCCACGACCACGUCGUCGACCUCGCACGAUGCCGGGUCGUCUGAAGAGGCGCUCCAUCCACCCUCGCAGUUUGAGAACAGCGUCGUGUUGAGCGUCAACCCAGCUGCGAGUUCGAGGCGAAAGGUGUCGGCCGACUCUGUGCACUCGGAUGAAGGGGGCAGACGAGUGGUGUCUAUUGCCAUGGCCAUGGAUGCCGCCGUCAGCUGCGACGACACCCGGCCACUGAUUGACGACGACCGGUGUCCCAACUGAGAUCUAAGGUUUCCAGCCAGUGUUUUCCCCCAGAGGGCAGGCACGUGUGCACGCGGUUAAAUGUUUUGAGGAGGAACAACUCUGGUUGCGGCGGAACUCUUCUUUCGGUGCGGCUGGCUGCCGAACAGACCAGGGUAAUGGAUACGUCUGGGUCCAGCUGCGAGUUCUUGGAAGAGUGGAGCGGUUCUCAUAAUGGCGCCUGGAAUUUUGAGGGAGGGAGCCGAGGUGGGGAAUACUGUGUUGAAAGUGAGAUAUCGAGGAGGAAGAACUCUUACUUCAUGUUGUUAACAAAGGAUAGGAUUGUUGUCCUGUUGCGCAUUUCCACAUACUUGUGUUGUAUGUGGGUGUGUGAUUUCCUGUUAGAAAACUACACCCCAAUGUUUUUGUACCAUAUUGAAGCUGUAAUAUGCUUCUGUACAGAGAGAUACUAUUUUACGUUAACAUUAGUUGACUGCUAUACAUAUAUAUAUAAAUAUAUAUAUGGAACGUUCUGAGCCUAGAACCGGCUUUAGGUAAAAGCCGCUGUUCCGGCUUUGGGUGCUUUUAUGUUGUUUUCUUGACUUUACAUUUAUGACAUGCAUGAAUUUCUAUAAAAGUAUGCAUCACUCAGAGGCUUCUAUUCUCGGAGUUUUUUUGUUUUUUUUCUCAACUUCAGACUUCUAGCACCCUGAAUAUAAACUUUGCAUGACCCCAAAUUGAGUAGCCGGGCCAGGGGGUGCACUAUAUUUAUGGACAGUUUUUCAGUAUGUGCCUUGACAUGAAACAAUUUCCAUUCAUUGCUAAAAGAUAAGAUAGUGUGUUGGAAAAAUGCAUGCAUAUGAGCAGUAGCUCUAGAAAGAGCUACAACUUGGAUGCUUCGCAUCCUAGGCCAGACAUCUAUUUCGAGGUACACGGGCAUCCCAGGAAUGUCCUGAGCUGAGCUGACAGCUCGAACCUCCAACAAUGCUGCAUAGGGGUCUGCGUUAAAAUUAAAAGCGUUCAAUAACGAAUGCAGUGCAUCGUCAUUGUGCAGCUCUCCACAAAUGUUUUUUUUUUUUUGCUGUCAUCUGUACUGCAUUUUUGGGUUUCUCAUGUGUACCUCGCCCGCAUGAUUUUAUCAAAUUGUAUCUAUAAACAUUGCAUCUGUUGACUUCACUUCUAAAAUUGUACAGCACACAUUCAAAGGUCUGUGGGUGUAUACUAGCUAAUAUUUUGUGUACAUUCAACAUUAGCAAAGGAAGAUAAUUAAUUAUUUCCAUUGAAACUGUCAUCUGACCUUGAGAUUAUCCGCCAAGCUUUUGGAGCAUUUUUUUCUAUUCUCCAUAGAUGGUAUAACCCUUUCUUCGUGAAAGGGUUAUACCAUUUAUUAGAUACAUAAAGGGAACUUAGCUAUAUUUGAAACAUUUUGGGAUAAUGGUUGAUUUCAUUGAAAAAAACGGGUGUACAUCAUUAGUUUCUUGACAGGCUACACAUCUUUCGUGCAGUCUUUCCUUAGGCAUGAUCACAAACUGAAACCGGAACUUUGGUUGCAGCAGACAUUUGCUCCACAUCGUUGAAGACAUACUGUGCCACGUGGUACAAACAGUCCCAUGAUCCACCAUACAAAUUGGCACUGCACGAAUGUUGUCUGCUCCGCAGUAGGCUCUGGAAAGUUUUCUGUAGCCUGCACACAUAUCGAUCCUGAAAAACGGUCUAAGUUUGUAACCAAAAUGUUAUUGGGAUAGGGUACAUACAGUAUGUUGCAAAUAACCUCCAGGGCAACUUGUGUCGUGUGUUCACAAUGCUGCGCCCACUGCUGAGCGCACACGUGUCCUGCAAAUACUGGUUUACACUGCUGACACCAUCUGUGGGCUUUGUCUGGAAAAGUAAAAAUAACAACCAAAAUCUCUUUUUGAUGCAGUCGACUGUACCGCACAUUGCCCAACAAAUUUAUAAAAUUUUGUUAAUUUGGUACAUCUCUUCAUUGGCUAUCUAAAUGACCAUUUAAACAGAAUUGCAUUGUGACAUAACAAAAUUCAAGCUGAGUUGCUAUCAAAAGGAUGGUAAAUUUUAUUGGCUGUGUUCAAAUGGAUUAGUGCACUCCAUAUAUGGACUCGACAGUAGAGAGAGGUAUAUAUUCACAAUUUUAAAUUGAUUUCCAAAGCAGUUGCUGUGACAUGGAACUUGAGAAUGGCAUACAGGUGUCAUUUGAAAGAAGUCCCUUUUCUGUUGUCUGUUAGGCAGCAAUGUGCUAUGAUAAUUUUAUUGUGCUGCUUUAUCAAAUUAAUGUGUAACACUUCAUGUUUAAAAUGACAUUAGCCCAUUAAGGACAUUAAAAGGUUCAUUAAAUAAACAAACGAGGACAAGCUAGUUUAAUGACAAUUUCAAUUUUGCCCCUCCGUCUCGACAGUAUGGGUAGCACGUCUUUGAAGUGCAAGAAUUUGGCGUCGGGGAGCGAGUUAUCUGAAGUUUUGAAGAAAAUUGGCCACGGGUAAUCCAUUCUUUUUGCUAGGCUUUCUUUUAACAGCCGUGGGAGGUGUGGCAAGCGCUACAACCUUUCUCCAUUUGAUUACUAUCUAACCCCUCUUUGAGAUGGAUGUUAAUAUUUCAGACUCAAUUUUAAAGAUUCUAGACCAUGAAGGCUUUCUUAGGGUCGACGAAGUUGUAACUUGUUGGUCAAGCCAAGCAAUAAAACCUUUUGUUGUCAUAUAUAAGAGAUAUGACAUUUUUGUGUGAUGUUCCUUGUAUAUGACAACAAAAAAACUCCAUUUCAAACUCGCUUAAAUUGUGUCAUGCCGGUCUCCUGAUGUUGCCAUCAUCCCAUACCCCUUGCCAUGGAUGGAGUCUACCCUCGCUUGUUUCGGUCCAUAAGGAAUCCCCGAAAAAGCGGUGGUUAAAAUUUGGUUCUAAACCAUACAAUGUGAAACCACUGAAUUUUUUAAGUCCUUGAACAACUAGCUCUUGAUUAAUGCAGCAGUGAAGACAGGCUCCAAAACCCUUUUACUGGUCCUUGUAGGAUUAUCUAAAUUACUUGCAUCUAAACAAUGCCUGAAAUAUUCCUACGCUGCCACCACUCCUACUAGUUUUUCCUAUCAAUAUGCAUUUUAUUCUCAUUUGAUGUAUUUAGUUACAAUUUCCAAAGACUUAAUCUUGCGGGAGAAUGCAUCUACAUGCUGCCUGGUAUGACAGCAAUGUUUUUUCUGUGGAAAAGCUAAACUAUCGCCGCAGCCUGAAGUGAAUUGUGGCGGGCGAUACAAACUCUAUACAUCACUGUGGGAACUUCAUGCGACUGAGUGCAAGUUGCAUGACAGGAUUUUAGCAUUGGAUUGUCUUGCAAUCUUUGCUGUGCUCUGCUUUAGGGUGAGACAAAAUGUUGUUUUAGCUAAACAAGGAAAAUGAAAAGCAUCAAGAAAGACUUGCACAAAUGCUACUUGCGAAGUGGAUGUGGUAAAAAAUAAACGCCAAAUUCAAACAUGAGAUUUGUGGUAAAAGUUUUACAGCUAAAUAUAUACUUAACUUUUAAAUGACUAACAAGUUUCACAAUAAAGCAAUUUUUCUUUUGUGGGAAAGAUGGAAAAUUUGGUAUGAAUGUUUGAAAUUACACAGUCGAUGGUGUUUCAUUUCUCUCGUGCACAAGUCUUCAACCAGGUCACAGAGUUUGAAAUAGUUUCAAUCCAAUCUACUGCAACUAUCAUGACAUCUACUCGAAUGCCUUUCAGUCUGUUUGUCUCAAUUCAUUUUCUCCCCCGGGGCAAUGGCUUCACUUCCCGAUUCCCUUUCUCUUAUGUUACAGUAUAUUACAAAAGCUGUGGAGCAAUAGUAAUGGUAGGUUAGAGAUGGGAAAAUUGUCAUUUGCGAGCCAUUUACUAUGGUAGUGGCUACAUCAGAUAAGAAGUGAGCAGGAGUGGGCGUUCAGGGCAGAACCUGCAGUCGUGUUGCCGAGCUAUUUUCUAGCAGAACGAGUAGUCGGACAAAACAAAAUUUCUUUCAGCAUAUCUUUUUAUGUACUAGUACAAGUCUUGUUAACAUUAUGCAUAUGGCAUAAACAUGGCAUUUAAGAAGGUCACCAUUGAAGUGUUAUAACAAAACUUUGUUGUUAGCUACACUAAGAUGGGCAUUUAAACUACCUGCUGGUAUGGGAAAAGCUAUUUUGGCACUGCAUGUGCACAUUAUCCUGUACUACAGGUCUAUUUUAUUCUAGAAAGUGUGCAUACUGCAACAUUUCGCAGCAUGUGCUUGCAGUGGCCCAGAAUUCUUGCAAUAGCGAAUCGACAGCUGAAUUGCCCCAAUUAAAUUCUCUAGCCAAGUGCAGUGCUAUGUUUGCAACUUAGCUCUGGUUGUACUUAUUGUACCCAAGAGGAAAUAGUAUUUGCGGAACAAGGCAAGAAUGAUUUUUUUUAAUGUCGAGAUAGGAAAUUGUCAAGUUCAGAAUUAUUUGUUGCACCAAUAGUGCAUCCUCACUUCACUAUAGGAAGUUCCAAGUAGCAGAGUGCCUUAAUGAUUUUAUGCCAGUUUGGUUAUUCCACACACCUCGUGUAUGUGGAGGUUACGUCAAUUUGAACCUCCAUCAUGGGAGGGAGACCUUGCUGUCACUUCUGUUCCACUCUUGUUUGAAUAUGUGUUGUAUAAAAACAAAGGAUUUAUAUAAUAAAUGUAUAAUAUGCAUGUUUCAAA